AGCGCAGCCGCAGACGCAGACCCGGAUGGGGCAGGGGUGUGCGCAUGCGCCCCUCUUCCAAUGGCGGAUCCCGGCGGCGAUUUGUUCGACAGCAUCGUCCUGGCGGAGGAUCGAUUUCGUGGAGAAGGUUAUCAGGAAGGAUUUACAGAAGGAGGCCAUUUGGGAGAAACUGAGGGACGAUGCUAUGGAUUAGUAAAUGGUGCCAAGAUUGGAUCAGAGGUUUCUUUUUAUGAAGGUUUUGCCUAUACCUGGAAGUGUCUUCUUCAGAAUAACCAAGAUGCGAAGAGCAGUAAAAGGCUGAAAGCCCUAAACUCAUUGCUGGUGAUGGUUCAUGACUUCCCAUAUGAAAACCCAACUUACGACAAGUUACAAGAGGACCUAGAAAAGAUGCGAGCCAAGUUUAAACAGAUUUGUUCUUUGCUCAAUGUCCAGCCUGCUUUCCAAAAUCUAAAAUCAACUGAGAUGUCGUUCUGAAGUAGACCAUGACGCCUGACUCAGUAACAUUGUUGAGGGGAUGACUUCACAUUAAAACGAAUCCAGCUCUCCAUGCCUGAAGUGGAGGAUGAAACUGGAUAAAUUGAGAUUUGCUCAGAAAAAGCAAAUACAUCAUAACUACAGAUUGAAUGUGAUGUUGAAAAGUUAUUCAUUUGCUGCUGUGAGGAAAAAAUAAUUUCAAAUUCCUUUCGCUGAACUUUAGAGAUUACUAAUACAAUCUGAACUGUCUGAUAUAAAAACUAUGGGAGGGGCUUUAGUUUCCUUUUGGGGACUUGAAGAUUUUAAUGAAAUUCCAAUUUUUAGCCGUUUGAAUUCAGUUUUUCUGGGACAAUUGCAAUGAAUUUAUUAUUCAUAAGUUGCUUGUACAUUUCUAAUUACUUCAGAAAAUUAACUAGCAUGGCUAGUUCUCAAUAACAGCAGUGAGAUAAUGAGUAGAUGAUUGAUUGAUUGAUUGAUUGUUACCCAAGGUAUAUAUUGGAUAACUUCUCUGCUUCAAAGUGGUCCUAUGGAACAUUUUUGUGUGUGAUUAGAAGGGAUGGUGGGGUCUCAGUUUGUUAUUGUACCUGAAAGGCAUCAUUGCCAACCACUCAACACUCCCUCUGCACUGGACCAUCACACCAGAUUAUAUACUCAGGUCUCUACAGUGAGAUUUAAACUGAGGCUAACCAUAAAUAAUUGCUAGGAUAUGGUUUCCUUCUGAUUGUAUACAAUGGAUAGGUUGAAGUUUUAUGGUUAAUAAAGUUUGAUUAAAUUUA
This is a messenger RNA of Hemiscyllium ocellatum (epaulette shark), 1250 nucleotides long. It is a transcript of the gene lto1, whose product is annotated as LTO1 maturation factor of ABCE1. The record is from RefSeq and is a predicted model, not a curated record. The transcript has 5 exons. Lineage: Eukaryota; Metazoa; Chordata; Chondrichthyes; Orectolobiformes; Hemiscylliidae. Bases 61 to 474 code for a protein of 137 amino acids.